This is a messenger RNA of Drosophila biarmipes, 2724 nucleotides long. Its product is annotated as annulin. Lineage: Eukaryota; Metazoa; Arthropoda; Insecta; Diptera; Drosophilidae. Gene Ontology annotation, molecular function: protein-glutamine gamma-glutamyltransferase activity. The record is from RefSeq and is a predicted model, not a curated record. The coding region runs from base 275 to 2605 and encodes 776 amino acids. Gene Ontology annotation, biological process: peptide cross-linking. The transcript is spliced from 3 exons.
UUCGUUCAGCUGUUACACUUUAAACUGUCCCAGUUUUGCAUUCCUUGGGUAGUUUAACCAAAAAUGGAACGCCAGUUAAUGCGGGACAGCGCUAGCGUCGGGUCUUAGUGAAGCAGCAGAGUUCCAAGUUCAAACACCGCUCCCACAAAUUCAUCAGAGAAUCAACACACUACGGCUUAUCAUUGACAGGCGAACCGGUUUGUCCCACAAGGGUAGAGCCAGAACACCCCGCACUUGGAUAUAUCCGAUACCUGGCUUUAGGUUGACUGGCGACAUGGGUCAGAAGCUCUCGUGUUGCAGAGAGUGCGAUGAAUGGGAAUGGUGCAGAAGUCAAGGCAAGGACCACCCCACGUUGCGUAUACGCAAUGCCAACGCCAACUAUUUAGCAGGGGCUCCAACAAACCACGAAACGGAUGCCUCCAGUUCAGCGGUGCUGGGCGUAAUGAGGGUCGACCUCUGCCUGGAGGACAACCAUGUCGAGCAUCACACGAGUCACUUCUAUGCGGCGGCUGCCAAGGAGGCCCUAAUCGUUAGGAGAGGAGAGCCUUUCAGGCUAAAGAUCCACUUCAACCGAGAUUACAGUCCCAGCAAGGAUGCAAUCAGCUUUAUUUUUACGGUGGCAGAUGACACCAAACCCAGCCCUGGUCACGGGACGCUCAAUGCCCUAGUUCCCCAUGACGGCAUCGAUUAUUUGGGAGACACCCUGGAAUGGGGGGCUGGUAUCGAGUCGCAUGAAGGCCAAACCCUUACCGUGCUGAUCAAACCGCCCUCCACCUGUCCUGUGACGGAGUGGAAGCUGGACAUAGACACGAAGCUGCUGGGGGACGGAUCGCGGAGUUAUCCCCUGCCUCUGCCCAUACUUGUGCUAUUCAAUCCCUGGUGUCCGGAUGAUCAGGUCUAUCUGGAGGAUCGUGACCAGCGCAAGGAGUACGUGAUGCACGAUACCACCCUCAUUUGGAGGGGAUCCUACAACAGACUGCGGCCCUCAGUUUGGAAAAUCGGGCAAUUUGAACGACAUGUGCUGGAGUGCAGUUUGAAGGUCCUGGGAACUGUGGGCAGAAUUCCGCCAGCCUACAGAGGUGAUCCUGUGAGGGUUGCUCGGGCUUUGUCUGCUCUGGUGAACUCGGUGGAUGACGAUGGUGUCCUUCUGGGCAAUUGGUCGGAAGAUUUCUCCGGUGGCGUUGCACCCACCAAGUGGACUGGAUCCGUGGAGAUCCUUCAGCAAUUUCACAAAACCCAAAAGUCGGUGAAGUUCGCACAGUGCUGGAAUUUCAGCGGUGUCCUCGCCACCAUCGCCAGGAGUCUAGGAAUACCUGCUAGGAUCAUCACAUGCUACUCCUCUGCCCACGAUACCCAGGCCUCCUUGACAGUGGAUGUGUUCAUAGACUCAAACAACAAAAAGUUGGAUGCGGAGACCACGGACUCCAUUUGGAACUACCACGUGUGGAACGAGCUUUGGAUGCAGCGACCGGACUUGGGAGUGGGCCAGCAUGGCACAUUCGAUGGCUGGCAGGUGGUAGACGCUACUCCGCAGGAGGCCUCCGAUGAUAUGUACCGCGUGGGCCCCGCUUCAGUUUCGGCAGUGAAAAACGGCGACAUCCUUAGACCUUUCGAUGGCGGCUUCGUCUUCGCGGAGGUGAAUGCCGAUAAGCUCUACUGGCGCUACAACGGACCUAGUCAGCCGCUCAAGCUCCUAAGGAAGGAUACGCUGGCUAUAGGCCACCUGAUCAGCACGAAAGCCGUCCUCAAAUGGGAGCGAGAGGACAUCACUGAUACCUACAAACAUGCAGAGCGUUCGGAGGAAGAAAGGAGCACGAUGCUCAAGGCCCUCAAGCAAUCCCGCCAUGCCUUUAGUAGGUACUACCUGAACGACAAUUUCAAUGAGAUCGAGUUCGACAUGGAGCUGAAGGACGACAUCAAGAUUGGGGAGAGCUUCAGUGUGGUCCUGAAGGUGACCAACAAAAGCGACACUCGCGCCCACCUGGCUACGGGUCAAAUCAGUUGCGACGCCGUCCUGUACACCGGAGUGGGUGCGGUGGAGGUCAAGACCUUGGCCUUUGAACUGCAACUUCAGCCCGAGAGCAGCGACUACGUUCGCAUGGAGGUCAUCUUCGAGGAGUACUUCGACAAGCUGUCCUCGCAGGCCUCCUUCCAGAUCUCCGCCGCCGCCAAGGUUAAGGACACCGACUACGAUUACUAUGCCCAGGAUGACUUCCGAGUGCGCAAGCCGGACAUUAAGUUCCAGAUGGGAGAGGCUGGCAUCGUGGCGCAAAAGGAGCUCGAUGUUAUCCUGCGCCUAGAGAAUCCGCUGCCCAUUCCUCUGCACAAGGGAGUGUUCACAGUGGAGGGGCCGGGCAUCGAGCAGCCAUUGAAGUUUAAGAUCGCCGAAAUUCCAGUGAAUGGUGUUGCGGCCGCAACUUUCAAAUACACCCCGCCUUAUGCAGGACGUGGCACAAUGCUGGCAAAGUUUACCUCAAAAGAACUGGAUGAUGUUGAUGGCUAUAAGCACUAUGAAAUUGAGCCUCGACCGGAGGAUCUGCUGCAUCCCAAUGGAAGCCACAGGAGGAGCAACAUUAUCCGCAGACGCACUGAUAUUAUAGCCUAAGCCGAACUAAGUUAAAAUGAAUUUCUUCUUGUGUUUCGUAGGUUAACUGAUGUUGUAAAUAAUAUCAUUAAUAUAUACAUUUUUUAUUUAAACUAGACAAAUAAAUAAGUUAUUACUUA